UAUGAAUUCAUUUAUUCAAUGUUUCAUACAAUAGGCUAUUAAAAUGUCUAUAUCAGAGAUCUAUGGUUAGGAAAUUCCAAAAAUAUUUGAAAUCAAUACUCUCCUUAUGAUAACUUUCAUAUUGUUAUUUGUCUGGAGGAUUGUGACAUUGAAAACUAAAUCGAUUGCAAAUCCACUCAGAAUCCUUGUCAUUUCUACUUUAAAACUAAUCCAUUAUGUUUCAUCACUUUAUAGUCUUAUCAUGUUUUCAUUUUUGAUGUAAGUUUCUUUUAUAUCAUAAGUUCAUACGUGGCAGAUUAAUUGGCUUUUAAGAAUUUUAACAAAAUUAAACUCACGCAAUUCUUCUUUGUUAUCAUUAUAUUCUUAUGGGGAACAAAUAUUAACUUGUUUUCACUUACUAUAGUAACACUUAUUGAAAAAGUUACUAAGAAACUUAUUUAAUAACAUUCCAAUUAAAAAGAAGAUGAGAUUUCAACCAUAUUAUCCUAUGUUUUAGCUUUAGCAAUAAUCCUUACAAUAUCCAUCUAUGAAGUAUUAUCAUUCUCCUAAUUCCAUAGAUAUUUGCAUCAGAAGAAUUAGUAGGAUUCAAUAUCAUUGAAUUCCCAAUGUUUAAUUUGUUAAUGAUAGCUUUAUUCUUAUUGGCUAUCUAAAAGAUAACCUACAAUAUAAAUAAAGAAUAACCUAACAAAUUUAUAGGUAUUAUUAUGUGUCUCUUAUUUUUGAUUUAUGAAUUGGAAAAUAAAGGAUUUGAUCCAUUCAACCAUUAAAUAAUGUGGAUAAGUCUUCUUGUUUUAGCUAUCUUAAACCUCUUUGAAAAUUAAGAACAAGAAAUACAAUUAGUCUAAACUAAUCCAAUAUUUUUAGAUAAUGAGAUAUCAUUCCAAGCUUUCUUAAAUCAUCUAUCAAAUAAUCAAGAUUCCAAGAAAUUGAUGAUUCAACUCUCUCUUAAUUUUUCUUUCAUGUUUGUUGAAUUAAUCUAUGGUUGGAUUAGUAAUAGUUUAGGAUUGAUUACAGAUUCACUACACAUGCUUAUAGAUUCAAGUGCCUUAGCCAUAGCUUUAUUUGCUAGUUUUAUGGCUAAAAGAAAAGCUAAUUCUACAUACACUUUUGGAUAUGAGAGAGUUGAAAUAUUAUCUGGAUAUGCUAAUGGUGUAUUCCUUUUAUUUGCAGUGGUUGAAAUCAUCUCAGAAUCCUUUGAAAGAGUUAUUACUCCUUAAGAAGUACUUCCUGAAAAAAUGUUGGUUGUAUCAUUCCUUGGAUUAAUAGUCAAUGUUAUUGGAUUGUUUUUCUUUCAUAAUCAUGGACAUAUACAUUCAGAAGAAGUUGAUGAACAAUUGGAAGAAAAACAUCAUCAUCAUUGUUCUCAUCAUCACGAUCAUAAUCAUAAUUUAUCAGGUGUAUACUUACAUAUUCUUGCUGAUGCUUUAGGUAGUGUUGCAUGCAUUAUUUCUGCUUUGCUUAUUUAUUACUAUUAAUUUCAUAUGGCUGAUCCUAUAGCUUCCAUUAUUAUUUCAUUACUUAUUCUUACAACCACAAUUACCUUACUUAAAGAUACUAGUAAAAUAUUAUUAAUGCAUGUACCUUAUUCAGGGAAAAAAGUUCUUGCUGCCAUUUCUCAUGAUGUAUAUAAUUUAAUCAAAAAUUUUUAGCUAAAUCAUCGAGGUUUUGAACCUUAAGAAAUGAAAUUAUGGUAAUAUAAAGAAAAAAAAUUAGUUUUUACAGCUAGAUUUCAAAUCAAGCAUGAAGAUGAAGCUAAAAUAAAAUCAGAUAUAGAUGGUAUUGUUUCAAAACACAAAGAAGUUGUAAUUAAUGCAAUUGAUUUUGAUUAUGUUGACUGA
This is a messenger RNA of Paramecium sonneborni, 1838 nucleotides long. The record is from the annotation of a GenBank genome assembly. NCBI's taxonomy places the organism in Eukaryota, Ciliophora, Oligohymenophorea, Peniculida, Parameciidae.